This is a messenger RNA of Lachnellula hyalina, 579 nucleotides long. RefSeq names its product Cyclochlorotine biosynthesis protein O. The record is from RefSeq and is a predicted model, not a curated record. The transcript has 3 exons. Lineage: Eukaryota; Fungi; Ascomycota; Leotiomycetes; Helotiales; Lachnaceae. Gene Ontology annotation, biological process: mycotoxin biosynthetic process. The coding region runs from base 1 to 579 and encodes 192 amino acids.
AUGGGAUCAACAUCAGCAAUUGCCAAUUUAUCAGUCAUCCAUGACAUGAGUACCACGAACCUGCAGACGACCCGCAGUAGGUACUCUGGCCCUCCACACCCGGACAUCGAUAGAGCAUGGGAUGACUUGUUCCGUCUGCAAAAUAUUCGAGUCACAGGCGAGGAAUUUGAUUUCAAUCAAAGAACGUCCGUGGAGCUGCUAGAAGGGGGUGGAUACAUGGCCUGGCUGGGGAUUUUUCACGAGCUGCAUUGUGUUGUGAGUAGCCCAUCCGAAAUGAAGAUCCUAAGGCAGUGGAAGUAUAAAGAGCACUACUUUAAAGAUAACUCUGAAGGCGAGAAUAGGCUUUUAGAAAGCCACACAGAUCACUGCCUGGAUCGAAUAAGAUCAAGUCUGAUGUGUCAUCCAGACGUUUCCUCAUUGGUAACUUUCUACUGGGGACCUGAUGCUCCUCAACCUGUUGUAAAUGCGACAAAAACGAUGCAUUCAUGUGUUAACUGGGAUGGGUUGAUGGAGUCUACGCGGUACAGGGCACUGCCAAGUCAGGAGUUGAAGGAAUUGAAGAAUCCCUUGUUGCAAUGA